This is a messenger RNA of Carica papaya (papaya), 1053 nucleotides long. RefSeq lists its product as uncharacterized. Lineage: Eukaryota; Viridiplantae; Streptophyta; Magnoliopsida; Brassicales; Caricaceae. Gene Ontology annotation, molecular function: metal ion binding. The record is from RefSeq and is a predicted model, not a curated record.
CCAAGUUCUUUUUGCGUUGGAACAACAUGAGAAUUUUCUUUUUUCUUUUUCUUACAAAAAGUACAUCAUCAAAACGGAAGGCUAUUAACAUUCUUGCCUGCACAUAAAUAUCCUCUUACCAUAUUCAUCUUCCAAGAAGCAGCCGCAUAACUUCUUUAACCCUCUCUUCUUCCUCGAGACAUCUGAGCAAACCAGAAAUCAACAUGGCCAAGGAAGCAGAACUGAAGAAGAUGGAACUGAAGGUCUCUAUCAACUGCUGUGAUGGAUGCAAGCGGAAAGUUAAGAAGGUGUUGCAGAGUAUUGAAGGCGUUUUGAAGACAGAAAUAGAUGCAGCAGCAGCAAAAGUGACUGUCCAUGGAAACGUUGAUCCCCAAAUUUUGAUAAAAAAGCUCUCGAAAGCAGGGAAACAGGCAGAGAUAUGGAGGCAACAGAAGGGCAAAGAAGAUGAGAGAAAGCCCGAUAAGUGCCAAGGAAAAUCUAGUAAUGAUGCGAAUACUAAUAUAAGUAGUGAUCAGCAAGAGAUCAAAGCGGAAGGGAAGAGAUCAGAAUCAGAGAAGGAAAUUAAGAAAGGGAUGACAUUGAAGAAGGAAGGGGAGGGUGGUGAUUAUAUGAGCAGUACUUCAAAUUCCGUCCAGUGCCAGUACCCCUACAUGGUUGAAGCUUAUCCAAUCACCAUACCCUUCUAUGCUGCUAUUCCUACGCCUCCGGCUAACCAAAUUCCCCUACUCUCAGUUUCACUCCGUCCACGAGGACUAGUCGAGGAUUCUUCAAUGAUGAAAAUACUGCUGGAUGUCAUCUUAUGUAAAACCCAGAACAAACACUAUUCCUUAAUUUCCCUUUUCUUCUUUUUUUUUUGAGAAUCAAUUUUUCUUCUUAAUUAUGAUAAACUAUUAUUAUUAAUUCUUCUUCAUAUUUAUCCGUAAGAAAUUUCUUCUAAUAUCAGAAUGAGGACAAUCAUCAAGGAGUUAGUAGGUAUCACCAAUGCAUUUAUCGUCUCAUGUCCAACUGUGUUUGGCAUAUUUGACAGGUUCAAGUCCCAGCAAGGAGUAAGCA